GGCUAAGUGUCGAGAUGUGUUUCUUCUGUUCAAUGGCCUCACGACUCUCAGAAAGAAGAUUUCAACAUGCCAUAUACUAAGAGGUAGACAUAUCAUCAUCCAAACUUCAAGCUUAAACAUAUCGAGAUGGCCAACACAGCUCAUUUGGUUCGACGGCAAAGUUCGCGUGAUCUUCAUGUUCAGCGUUCACUGGAUCGGCUGGAACUGAAGGAAAUGCGGGGUCGUUUGGUCGUUGAGAACGGAAAUACCGGACCUGCUUAUGGCGCCACAAACAUGGCAUUUGAAGACACUAGUCCCAACACUAAGAUAAAAUCCACUCCACUGCUUAGUAGCAAGAGACCAUCAAUUGACGGCAAGGCGAUAUUCAAACCUGAAGGAGGGGAAGACGAAAGGGAUUCUUGGGAUAGUAAACUGACUUUUUUAUUGGCUACGAUUGGAUACGCAGUUGGUUUGGGAAACGUUUGGAGAUUUCCGUAUUUGGCACAGAAAAACGGCGGUGGAGCGUUUCUUAUUCCUUACUUUAUCAUGCUGGCCAUCGAAGGUAUUCCAAUUUUCUACUUGGAAUUAGCAAUAGGGCAAAGAUUACGAAAAGGAGCCAUUGGUGUAUGGAGCCAGGUUUCCCCAUAUUUAGGAGGAAUUGGUAUUAGCAGUGCUGUGGUAUCUUUCAAUGUUGCCUUGUACUACAACACCAUCAUAGCCUGGUGCUUAUUUUAUUUUGCCCAAAGUUUCCAAUCGGAGCUCCCAUGGUCGGAGUGUCCAAAGGUUCAUUUCCCUAAUGGAACAUAUAUUCUUGAUCCUGAAUGUAUGGUGAGCAGUCCAACUCAGCACUUUUGGUAUCGCACAACCCUGAUGGUGUCUGAAGAUAUAAACAGUCCAGAAGUUUUCAAUUGGAAAAUAGCAAUGGCCCUCAUCUUAUCUUGGACUCUCGUAUACCUCUGCAUGAUGAAGGGUAUAGCCUCAUCCAAUCUCAUCGUUUACGUUACAGCAACUUUUCCUUAUAUGGUGCUCAUCAUAUUUUUCUUCAGAGGCAUAACGUUGAAGGGUGCUCUCGAUGGAUUACACCAUUUGUUCACUCCCAAGUGGCACACAUUACUGGAUCCUGUUGUUUGGUUAGAAGCUGGAACGCAAAUAUUCUUUUCACUUGGGCUUGCUUUUGGAGGCCUUAUUGCUUUUUCUUCUUACAAUCCUGUGAACAAUAAUUGUUUCAGAGAUGCUAUAACAGUAUCCUUGACGAACUGUUUCACGUCCAUGUUUGCCGGUAUUGUGGUUUUCUCUAUAAUUGGAUUCAAAGCAACUAUGAUUUAUGAUAAGUGUUUGGACUCCAGGAAUAUCACAUUAACAAAGUUAUUUGGUCCCGAUUAUAAUGAAAGCGAUCUACCCCCAGCAGGUGCUUUGUUCAACGUGACAAUUAGAGACACCACCAAAACGCUGAUAAUGCCAAAACUGGAGGUGUGUGACUUGGAGAGAGAAUUGGAUAAUUCCGCAUCAGGCACGGGCUUAGCCUUCAUAAUCUUCACAGAAGCCAUCAAUCAAUUUCCUGGAGCACCUUUAUGGGCAGUGUUAUUUUUCUUGAUGCUCUUCACACUUGGAAUAGAUUCACAAUUCGGCACAUUGGAAGGAGUCGUUUCGUCAGUGUCAGACAUGAAAUUGUUUCCCAAUAUGUCGAAACAAAUGUUAACAGGAGCAAUAUGUGGUAUAUGCUGUGUGCUUUCCAUGAUAUUCGCCCACGGAGCUGGUAGCUACGUCUUUGUGUUGUUCGAUAAUUUCGCUGGAAACUUUCCCCUGCUCAUAGUUGCAUUUUUCGAAUGCAUUUCUGUUUCCUACAUCUAUGGCCUCAAUAAAUUCGCUGAUGACAUAGAAAUGAUGACAGGUUCCAGGCCUGGCCUCUAUUGGAUGAUAUGUUGGAAAUAUCUUUCUCCAUUAGCUAUGGUAUCGAUUUUGGUAGCGAGUUUCCUCGAUAUAGCAACCAAGGGCUCAGGAUACGCUGCAUGGUCUUCUGUUAAGGGCGAGACGGAGUGGCAUCAAUGGCCCUCUUGGGCUAUUGUUUUGAUAUUGUUUCUUAUACUUGCAUCUACUUUAUGGAUACCAGGUGUUGCUAUAGCGAGAUUAUUCGGUAUCGUCGUCGUAGACGACUCAGAAAAAGCUUGGUUUCCUGCAGAUGAACUGAAAGACUUUCAUGGCAUCAUGCCCCAUGAACCGACAACUGCUGAGCAACUUCUGUUUUGUAUAAGGCCAGAUGGAUCCGAAGGAUUUUGUUGUCCUACAGUUCCCAAUGAAGACGACGACCUGUAAGAGGAAUAUCGUCUAGCUAUAUUUAGCACAUUUAAAUGACUAUAAAGCUGGAAUUGAUGAUAAUACUAGAUUAUGAAAAUAAUUAACUGGAGAUGUUUGGCCAUGUGCAGAUAAUUUCAUAAUGCUGUAUUUGUGAAACACACUGAACACACAAAUAUCACGGAAUAUACCACCGUCCCAGAAGUAUCAUUCCAUGUUACCGUGAAUAUCUAACUAGCUGUGCGCAUAUCAUUAUUUGCUAGUAUUUCUUCCAUCAUCGAUUCUUUAACUUCUGUUUUCUCCAUAAAUGGAAACUGCUAAGAAUGUCGAAAAUUCAGGGUACCUACAUAAAAAUGAAAAAGAAGUUUUGGCAGUUUCCAGUCGAAGUUCGUUGAGAGAGGUUAUUCUGUGCAAAUAAUGUCUCAAUUUACCUUCUACCAGAAGUCAAGAACCGAAAAGAUCAAAAUGAUUAUCUAAAAAAAAAAUCAGGAGCAAACAGUGCCGUCUUAGAAGUCUUGUACCAUUGCUGCAGUGCAGAGUGCAACAAAAGACGAGAGCUUUCUCUGGGCGCAAUAUUUUAACCAAAUCCAUAGGCCUUGCUGGCUGUUGACAUAAACAUAAAUUGUAUAACAAUUUCUUGUUUACACAUUGUUCAUAACAACCAACAACCAAUAUGUAGGUAUAUGUCAGAGACAAUACUUCUUGCGUUGUGCUGUAGACGUUGCGUCGUUGCAGUGUAUUCCCAAAUACUCGUAAAAGCAACAGCAAUCCAUCUCGAAGGAAGAAACGGUGUAAGAAAUGUGUUAACCUUAUUUAAAUCUGUUUAUGAUUGUGAUGAAACGAAAGCAAUAUUUUCUCAGACAAUUCACACCUUGAAACAUAGAUACAAAAGGAAUGGAAAAUAUAGGUACAUUUGUUGUUGUCCAAAGACUGGGAGUGAGAUGAAUGCUUAGUGUCGCCAAUCACAAUUGAGAUAAAAUAUUCGCAUUUUGUUGUCACAUCAAUUUUCAAUGCGAAAUAGUAGGAAGUAUAUCUACAAAGUUCUCAGAAUUAAUGGUAAUAAAUUUGGAUAUAUGUUCAUAACCUCACAAUAAGACGAAAAGUUUCCAGUUUUCAUGGAGGUAUGCCCGCGAAUACGCUUCGUUGAAGAGUGACGUGGCUUCAAAGAUGAAGAUGCGAAUAUGAAUUUAUUCAAUUUUUUUAAAGUAGGACCAAGAUGAAGAAGUGAAAUUUAGCAGAUGUAUUUUUUUGAAUAGGUGUGCAUUUUCUCAUUUUCUCUCAUCCUCUAUAGCUACAAAAGGUGAAAUCGGCAAUGCUUUUGUAUUUUCUACCAUAAAUUUCCACAGGCUUAUUCGAAUAUCAUCAUUCAAAAUUAUGCAUUGAAAAUAAAAAGGCUUACUUGGCUGUGGCUAUGGGGAAUGAGUGAAAAAUUUAAUUCUAGGUGCAUCUCUAUGUGAGAAUUAGUAGCACAAAAUUUCCCUCUCAGAAAAAAUUGAAUAAGUCCAUAAUCAAGUCGUCAUCUUUGAAGCAACGCAACUUUUCAACAGGAAAUCCUGUACAAAUUUAUC
Messenger RNA from Coccinella septempunctata (seven-spotted ladybird), 3839 nucleotides. RefSeq names its product sodium-dependent neutral amino acid transporter B(0)AT3. The record is from RefSeq and is a predicted model, not a curated record. Gene Ontology annotation, cellular component: membrane. Gene Ontology annotation, biological process: sodium ion transmembrane transport. NCBI's taxonomy places the organism in Eukaryota, Metazoa, Arthropoda, Insecta, Coleoptera, Coccinellidae. The transcript has 7 exons. Bases 127 to 2292 code for a protein of 721 amino acids.